UUCAUAGCAUGCACUCGGACGACCUUUUCCAGCCAUCUGCCCGAUCAAUCAAUCCGGCGUGUAGAAAAAGUGAAAUUACGGAUCCAGUCCCGUACAAACAGUCUUGCUCUCUUACAAAAGGAUCUCCGUACUCUCGUGCAAUCGUGCUCGUGUAUGCGUGCUCGAAUUAAAAUCGCGAAAUAAUUUCUAAAUGUCAGUUUUUUCUCUCGCGUAUCGCGCUCCCUCGAUAUUUCGCGAUUCGAAAUCGUCGGAUCUUCGAUUUCAGCGAUUGACAGAGGGCAGUUUCGAAGAAAUCGCACCGUCCCGGCAUCGAUUUGCGAUACAAUUCAAGAAAAGAAGCUUCGCAUCGUUCCGGGACUGUCGUGUGUGAAGGCGGUUGGCUUUGGUCGAAGCCGAUCGAUACGUACGCGGACGCGGCCGCCGAGCCGUCCCGACACUCGCCGAGGCGACCCGAGCGCUGCCGAGACGCGACGGACGGGGCCGAAGCGCGCUGAACGAGCGACGCGUAGCGAACGACAACGAGCGCGCUUCCCCUCUUCGGAUUCGUUGCAAACGGCGUACGCGUGCACGGGCGCGGCUUUGCGUCUCGAGCUGGCGUUUUACGGGAUAAAAUGUCCUCCCUUGAUUAUCUGGACUUGUGUCGGCUGUGUCUCGUGAAGGACCGCGUCUCCGUGCCGAUUUUCGAAGGCGAGGGCGACGUACGGCAGAUCUUUCUAAAGAUCACCGCCUGUUUGCCGGUCAAGGUUGCCCGAGAAGACAAAUUACCCAAGAAGAUAUGUGACGACUGUGUUUAUAAAGUAGAAUUAAUUUAUCAAUUUUGGCAUACGACAGCGAACGCAGAAAAACAGUUACUACAAUGGCUAGGCGAGGUAAACAUGGAAGACAAACAGGGUUACGUUGGCACUGUUCUCAAUCCGAAUGGAAUGAAACCAGAACAGAGCAACGAGAACAGGUUAGAUGGUACUGUGAUGCAACAAGUAAGCGAACAUCAGAACAAUAUGACUAUGGGUAUGAUGGACAAUAUGGGCUUGACUAUGCCUAUGAUGAUGUCGAGCAGUACCCAACAACAAAUAACCUCAGUUCCUAUAGACAACAGUGGUAGCUCCGUACAAAAUGUCCAACCAGUAGCUGGACCAAGUACACAAACGUCGCAUGACCAAAUUACGCAGGAUCAAACAAAUGCAUCCACACAGCAAGAAGAAGAAGAGGAGAGUAGUGAAGAAGAAGAAAACUCGGAUGAUGAAUGCGAUGGAGAUGAAGGCCUACCUAUAAAAGAAGAAAGUGAAGAAGAUCCUAAUAGAACUAUUGAGCCUACAACAUUUGUCAAUGUCUCUUUAGCGUGCGACGAAGCAGGUCCUUCCGGACUUCAACAACAAAAGAUUGCUGAUAUACCCGAGAUGGUAAUGUCACAGACAUCAGACGUGGAUCCGAAAACUGGAGCGGCAGAUCCGUUAAACGUUGAAUCCAUUGUCACCCGAAAACAAUUCGAAUGCGAACGAAUGAAAAGAAAAAAGCCUUUAAUAGAAGACGAAGAGCGAAUACAAGGGAUAAACGUAAACUUGACGAGAGAAUCUAGUCCGCGAAUUGUAACCGAAGAGAAUCGGCCGGCCAGAAAUAAGACGACGUGUGUAGAAUGCGAUCACUGUUGCCGCAAAUUCUUGAAGAAGAGCAAUCUCGCCGAGCACUUGAAACAGCACAGACACAAGUGCGCCGAUUGCCCGAAGACCUUUAGUCUUCGGCGUUAUUUGGUCUCUCAUAUCGAGAGGAAUCAUCGACAGCAGAUGUACGAAUGCAGCGUGUGCAAAUACAAGAGCAAUAACAAGGGCACUCUGAAAAAUCACUACAUCCGACUGCACACGAGCAACUACGAUUACGCGUGCGACAUUUGCGGCAAGCAAUUCAAGAUCAAGAAAGCUCUAAAUCAUCACGUGAAGCAGAAUCACAGCGAAGCACCGCCAAUCGUGUGCGACGUUUGCGGCCAUUUCAGCAAGAAUCUCCACGCUCUCAAAGCCCAUAUGAAGUACAGACACUAUAAACCGGAAUUUGUUUGCCGGAUAUGUCGACGGGGCAUGACUACACAGGAGAACUUGGAGCAGCAUCUCAUGUGGCACGAAACCAGGGAGAAGGUGCUCUGUCCGACCUGCGGCAAAAGAUUCCGAGGUCGUGAUCUUGAUUCGCACAUGAGGGUGCAUACCGGAGUAAAGCCGUUCCCCUGUCCUGUUUGUGGAAAGACAUUUCGACGACAAACAGCACAAGAGCAACAUGUAUUGAUUCACACCGGGAAGAGACCCUAUAUUUGCGAUAUUUGCGGUCAAGCGUUUGCCCAAAAACCUGGUCUCAUCUGCCAUAGGAAGAGACAUCCUGGUCCGCUACCUCCGCUGCCUGUAGUCUCUAUUAAGAACAUUGUCACGGAAUUUACAAAAGACGAUUCAACCAUGGACCCUCUGAACGUCGUGGACAUCAAUAAUUCGGAACACUUGCUGGUCGAAAGCAUAGAGUGCACGCCAGAGUAUGACUCGCUACCAAAUAAGCUCAAACGACAUAUUACUAGAAAAAGAAAGAUGCCGAAACAGGAGAAUUAUUCUACGGGAAAAGAUACGAAAAAGCAAUAUCACGAUCAGAACAAAGUCAAAAGGAAACCCGAGCUCUUCUUGGAAUGUGCCACAUGUGGCAAACGUUUCAGCGACAAACCUACUAUGAUAAAACAUAUGAGCCAGCACAAGUACCAGUGCCAAACCUGUUGCCAGAGUUUUAGUCUGAAGCGAGACAUGAAGCGUCACAUCGAAAAGGUUCAUGGACCUCUACUCUAUCCCUGCAGCAUUUGCGAAUAUAAGAGCAACAAUAAAUGCACCUUAAAGGAUCACUUCAUACGGAAGCACACCAGCAGCUUCCAGUAUACCUGCAAGGAUUGCAAGAAGCAGUUCAAGAUCAAGAACGAUUUGAAGCAACAUAUGAAUCAAGUGCAUAGUGGCGCACCGCCUAUCAUUUGUAGUAUCUGCGGACACGCAUGUAAAAACGUGCCUGCCAUUAAGGCACACAUGAAAUAUCGACAUUACAAGCCAGCUUACGAAUGCAAGAUAUGUAAACGCGGUCUGACCACGCAAGAGAAUCUGGACCAGCAUCUAAUCUGGCACGAACGGAAGGAGAAGGUCGUCUGUCCUACUUGCGGCAAGACUUUCGGCCAAAAGAGGGACUUGGACCUUCAUUUGAGGAUCCAUCAAGGUAUCCGGCCAUUUUCCUGUCCAGUCUGCGGCAAGACUUUUCCUAGAAAGACCGCGCAAGAGCAACACAUAUUGAUUCACACCGGCAAGAGACCGUAUAUUUGCGACAUCUGCGGCCAAACUUUUGCACAGAAGCCAGGACUCAUUUGCCACAGGAAACGUCAUCCUGGACCACUGCCGCCGUUACCUGUAGUAUCUAUUAAAAAAAUAAUCAUACCUCUCAUUACCCUCCGUUAUUUCAGGCAACGAAGGGGUAAAUCGCGCGCCGUGCAUCAAUGCGUCAAGUGCGGAGCUUGCUUUCGCCAUACGCGAAAACUCGUGGAACAUCUGAAGAAUCUACACAAUAUCGAUCGGGCUUUCAGCUGUGACGAAUGCGACAAGACGUUCCGCAGCCCGAUGAACAUAGCUCGCCACAAACUGAUCCAUACCGGGUUGAAGAUGUUCAUCUGCGAUCUCUGUGACUAUAGCACUAAUCAAAAGUCCAAUCUGGAAUGCCAUCGUCGCCGACACGCGAAGGAUUAUAGUUUCAAAUGCGAGAUGUGCGACAAGGGUUUCUUUCACAAGACCGAGUAUCUGGAGCACCAAAACGCGCAUACAAAUAAGAAUCUAUAUCGCUGCGAGCACUGUUGCAAGUACUACUUCUACAAGAAGAAUCUGUCGGUGCAUCUGGUAACGCAUCACACGGACAAACAAACCGGCGUUCUCGCGAAGAACGCAAAGACGAGGCACGUGUGCAAAUUCUGUCCGGAAAGAUUCGUCUACAAGAAACUGCUGAAGAGACACAUGAAGAAUCAGCACGGAUUCACGGAACACGCUCCGACGAAACACCUGUGCGAUCUGUGCGGCGCGGAAUUGUCGUCGAUGAGACGAUUAACGGUGCACAAACGUAAUCAUGUGGGCGAGAAGAUCUUCGAAUGCGAUACGUGCGACAAGAGAUUUGCUAGCAAGGAGAAUCUGAGUAUCCACAAACGAACGCACACAGGUGACAAACCGCACGUGUGUCCGCAGUGCGGUAGAAGUUUCACGCAGAGGACCUCGUUGGUCUUACAUCUACGAUAUCAUUCGGGUCAGAGGCCUUAUCAGUGUCCGGAUUGCAGCAAGAGUUUCGUGUCCAACGCUUUGCUCAAGAGGCAUCGCAAAGUGCACGAGAAAACCGUGCACCCAUGGACGAAUAAUCACGAUUUGAAAGUGAAGAAUGGGGACCUGCCUGAUCUUGGACAGAAAUUCGAAGGUAGCGAGAAAAUUUGCGAGCUGUGUCGAGAGAAAUUUCACUUUGUUACGAGAUUAGUCGCUCAUCUGAGAAUAGCGCACGGCAUUCAUCGACCCUUCAAAUGCGUCACUUGUGGCAAGAAUUAUCCCCAGCAAUUCAUGCUUAACGCCCACGUGAAGAAAUCGCACACUCUCAAAACGGUGCCGUGCAACGAGUGCAAUUUCAUGGGUGUCGACGCGACCGACGUGGAGAGGCACAGGAAACGACAUCAUCGAGCCUCGAAAUUCACGUGCGAAAUUUGCAGCGAGAAUUUCAUCGACAAGGACACUCUGAUCACGCACACGACGAUGCACAACUUUAUGCAAUAUCAGCAAUGCAGCGCGUGUGGUAGCAUCUUUAAUGACGUGUACAGCUUGAAGGAGCAUAAUCGUCUACACCACUACGAUCCUGCGGUCAUGUCGGAUGAAAGGAUCGAGGAAUCUAUGGAGAACGGAUCCGAACACAAAUGUGACGUUUGUGACAAGGUCUACAAGUACAAGUCGAUGCUGAAGCAGCACAAGAUCAAGGCCCAUGGGAAUCCGUCUCUCUACGAGAGACGUAGGUAUCUUUGCGCACAAUGCGGCAAGGAGUUGAAGACCGCGAAGGGUCUCGAAAUUCAUCAUAGAUCGCACACCGGCGAAAAGCCGUACACUUGCGAAGUGUGCGGUAAAUGUUUCGCUUGCGAGACCCUGCUGAGGACCCACAAGGUCAUUCAUACCGGAGAACGGAAGUACUCGUGCGAUCAAUGCGGCAAGUCUUUCACGCAGAGGUCCACGUUGGUUGUUCACAAACGAUAUCACACGGGCGAACGACCGUACAUUUGUCCUCGAUGCAAUAAGGGUUUCAUCACACGAACUGUUCUUAAUACUCAUAUUAAGUCUUGUCGUUAGAAGACUUGCACUUACGGGAUUAAUAAUCCCCGACAAAGAAAUCGUCGGCAGUAUAUAUAUAAAGGAUAAUUUUUUUUACCUCAGAAUGAUAGAUAAAUUUAUUUUUCGUGAUUUUAGUAACAAAAAAAGCCGUCCGUGGCAUUGAUAAUAUGUAGUAUACUUAUUGUUAAUUAUAAGUAAUAUACACAAUGAUGCAUUUAUAUUAUUAUAUAAAACGAAUAAAUAGUAUUGUAGAAAAUAGCUUUUUUAUAUUGUAGAUCGCUUGACUCAUAAAAUAAAAGAUACAAUUUUUCAUUAAAAGUAUUUGACGAACAAUGUAAUGUAUUUUUUGACACUCAUAUAUACAAUUUAGAGUUAAUUUUUUAUAUAUUUUUACAUAUUUUUUAUAACAAAAUAUUUUUAUUUGUGACAUGUAUAGUCGAUCGUUUGUAUUGCAAAAUUGCAAUACUCUUAUGUUCUUAUUAUCAAUUUUCUUUCGAUUUAAUUCUUAUUCUCUACAUGUAUAAAAUAAAAAUAUUCCGUUUACUCGUAACAUAUUCUUGUAACAAAUCUGCAAAGAAUAGCAGAGGAACAUCUCUUUACGAACUUUCAGCUGAUUCACAAUUUACAAUACAAAUUUUAUAGACAAGAUCACAACAUUUUACUAUACAGACAUUCGAUUGUAUAAUAUUCAUCAUUAUGCGCGAACUCACUAGAAUAUGUUCAAAUGUGCAAGCAAAUUUCUAUAAUUAAUAUCAUUUUUGAUAGCGUAACUCGGGAGAAGAUGUCAUACUUAACUUUGAAAGGCAAUGUGUUUGUAAUUAUUAAUUAUGAGCAAAAAAGAAUAAAACAAAUCGAAAUAUUGUCAUUAUAUUUGUAUUUGGUUAUAAUUAAAAAAGUCUAAUUCUUUUAUUAUUUUAACAGUAACAGCAACAAAAAAUUCCUACAUAUAUGAGUAAGAUGCCAGACAAGAAUAAUCUACUUAGCUGAUCGCGUUUAAUAUUGGUGAUGAAAGAUGACAGUUCUAACAUCUUAUCCCGGCAUGCAGAUAUCAACAUCAAGUUACUUUCUGUAAAAUCUAAUCGCAAAAAGUAUAAAAAAUUAGUGUUAUAUAACUUAAUAUGAUCAAAUCAUAUUGGUUACAGACAUAUUUCUUUAACUCUGUUAUCUUGAUUAAUUUAAAAAUAUAAAGCAUAAAGAAACGCACUGUCGUUUCGUCAUCUGGCAUUUGAUCACAUAACUUUUUCUUUAUGGCGGAAACGUGUAAAGUGAAAAAUUUUAUCAUUGAAAUUAAUGGCAAAAUUUUUCACGUUUUUGUCCUAGGAAAAAAGUUACGUGAUCGAAAGCCUGCACUAAACGCAAUCAGCUGACAAUGUACAGAUUAGUGGUACUUUUUAUCGAAAAAUCUAAAAAUUACGGAAAAAUGGCAUCUUGCCCGACAUGACAUCUUUACUCGAUUUAUCUUUUAUCUAUAUUAGUAUUUUUCUAUAAAUAAUCACUGCCGUUUUAAUAUUGUUGCUAUAAUUAUUCGUAUUCUUGCGAGUAAUGUAAAAAUACAGACUUAAUAAUGUAAAAUUUAUAUA
Molecule: messenger RNA, 6922 nt
Organism: Formica exsecta
Lineage: Eukaryota; Metazoa; Arthropoda; Insecta; Hymenoptera; Formicidae
Product: zinc finger protein 729-like
Exons: 10
Coding region: 612-5360 (1582 amino acids)
Cellular component (GO): nucleus
Molecular function (GO): zinc ion binding
Source: RefSeq, a predicted model, not a curated record